UUCCCUUCUAUCAGUGCCUAUCAAUACCAUUAUGAAGCAGUGCAUCAACAUGUAUGUUCUGUAUGCCACAAGAUAUUUCCUGGUGAACGGUGGUUACAAUUCCAUCUGGAUGAAUUUCAUGAUGUCUUGUUGCAGAUCAAGAAAGAAAAGGGUGAAAAGAUUCAUAAAUGUUAUGUAGAAGAUUGCAUCAAGGUCUUUUCAACACCUCGUAUGCGUAGACUUCAUCUGGUAGACAAACAUCAUUAUCCAAAGUAUUUUCCUUUUGAUCUUGUC
Molecule: messenger RNA, 273 nt
Organism: Gilbertella persicaria
Lineage: Eukaryota; Fungi; Mucoromycota; Mucoromycetes; Mucorales; Choanephoraceae
Exons: 2
Source: RefSeq, a predicted model, not a curated record